AUGCCUAAAGUCAGAAGAAGCAGGAAAGCCCCUCCAGAUGGCUGGGAGCUCAUUGCACCAACCCUGGAUGAAUUUGAUCAGAAGAUGAGAGAAGCAGAGACUGAACCUCAUGAAGGAAAGAGGAAAGUAGAAUCUCUCUGGCCAAUCUUCAGAAUUCAUCACCAGAAAACGAGAUACAUAUUUGACCUCUUUUAUAAGAGGAAAGCCAUAAGUAGAGAAUUGUAUGACUACUGCACAAAAGAAGGUUAUGCAGACAAGAACCUGAUGGCCAAGUGGAAGAAACAAGGCUAUGAAAAUCUCUGCUGCCUCCCUUGCAUCCAGACUCGGGAUACCAAUUUUGGAACCAACUGCAUAUGUAGAGUUCCAAAAAGCAAGCUGGAAGUGGGGCGAAUCAUUGUAUGUACCCACUGUGGCUGCAGGGGAUGCUCUGGUUGA
This is a messenger RNA of Trichosurus vulpecula (common brushtail), 435 nucleotides long. Its product is annotated as protein BUD31 homolog. The record is from RefSeq and is a predicted model, not a curated record. NCBI's taxonomy places the organism in Eukaryota, Metazoa, Chordata, Mammalia, Diprotodontia, Phalangeridae. The coding region runs from base 1 to 435 and encodes 144 amino acids. Gene Ontology annotation, biological process: mRNA splicing, via spliceosome. The transcript has a single exon. Gene Ontology annotation, cellular component: nucleus; spliceosomal complex.